AUAGUUCUCAAGUUGUAAUCUUAAUUAGGAGUUCUCCUUCGUUUUCUCCUAAUUAAGAACUACGAUCUGAAAGCAUUCUUAUUUAUCUCUUCAAAUCUACAUAUUCUUCUUUUCUUUUGAGUUGGCAAUGAGAUCUUUGCUCAUUCUAGUCCUUGCUCUAGCUUUCGCUGGGUUGUUGGCCGAUGCCGCGAUCAUCGAGCGAACGUUUCAUGUUGGAAAUCUAACGAUUAGACGGCUAUGCCAAACCCGAGUUAUCACAGCAGUAAACGGACGACUGCCGGGGCCAAAACUGGACGUGCAUGAGGGUGACACAGUGGUGGUUCAUGUCAUCAAUGACUCACCCUACGACAUGACAAUACACUGGCAUGGAGUAUUUCAGAGGCUAACGCCCUGGUCCGACGGGCCGAACAUGAUAACGCAGUGUCCGAUCCAACCCGGUAAUAGCUACACUUAUCGGUUCAACGUCACCGGACAGGAGGGCACGCUGUGGUGGCAUGCUCACGUCUCCUUUCUCCGAGCAACUGUGUAUGGUGCUCUCAUUAUCCGGCCGAGAGGCGGCGCUAAAUCCUAUCCCUUCCCGAAGCCCGAUAAGGAAGCUACUAUAUUAUUAGGGGAGUGGUGGAACGAUAACAUUGUUGACGUCGAUAACCGGGCAUUCCUGACCGGUCAGGGCCCCAGCAUUUCCGACGCAUUUACUAUCAAUGGAAAGCCCGGCGAUCUCUACAAUUGUUCGAAUGACGAAAUCUAUAAACUUCAAGUGGAGGCCGGAAAGACCUACAUGCUCCGGAUCAUCAACGCUGCGCUCAAUAACCAACUCUUCUUCAAAGUCGCCGGCCACUCCUUCACUGUCGUGGCAGUUGACGCCAGCUACACGAAUCCCUAUAAGACCGACGUCAUCGUGAUUGCGCCGGGCCAGACCGUCGACGCCCUCAUGGCCGCCGAAGCACCCCCGGCGAAAUACUACAUGGCCUCCCGACAGUACAACAGCAUAAGCUUUCCGCCCCCACCUUUUGACAACACGACCACCAGAGGCGUCGUCGAAUACGCUUCUGCCCCGGCAUCGUCCCGACCGACGAUGCCCCUCAUGCCGCCCUUCAACGACACUGCGACCGCCCACCGGUUCUACUCCAACCUAACCAGUCUACUCAGACCGGGCCGGCCCACCGUACCCUUGCACGUCGACACCAGCAUGUUCGUCACCUUUGGCCUCGGCCGCACCACGUGUCAACCGGGUCAACUGCUCUGCAACAGAACACAGGGUGCAGUAGCGGCGAGCAUGAAUAACGUAUCAUUCGCGUUUCCGACCGAGAUGUCGUUGCUCGAGGCGCACUUUAACAACGUGAAGGGCAUUUACACAAGGGACUUCCCCGACAAGCCGCCCGUGUUCUUCGACUUCACGAAUCCCGCAGUAAACUCCGACAAUGCUUUGGCGCCGCUUCUGUUCACUCAGAAGGGGACGAAGGCGAAGAAGUUGAAGUAUAAUUCUACCGUGGAGAUGGUGUUGCAGAACACAGCGAUACUGGCUGCGGAGAGCCACCCAAUGCAUCUUCAUGGGUACGACUUCUACGUGCUAGCGCAGGGGUUCGGAAAUUACGAUAACGCCAAGGCGAGGGAGUGUUUCAACCUCGUAGACCCUCAGAAGAGGAACACGAUCGCCGUACCGACCGGUGGAUGGGCAGUCAUUCGGUUCACCGCAGAUAAUCCAGGCGUUUGGAUCAUGCACUGUCACCUGGACCCGCACUUGACAAUCGGGUUGGCGAUGGUGUUCGAGGUGGAGAACGGGCCGACUCCCGACGCGACUAUUCCGCCGCCGCUUUUCGGUCAGCCUUUAGGCCUUGGGCUGGGGAUGAUCGUGGACUUUGCGGUUGAAUUUCGAGAGAGAGGUCCAUCCUCUCGACACCGCCUGCAGCUUUGUUUAUCUCCUCCGCCGCCGCCGCCGCCGCCGCCGCCGCCGCCAGAUUUCGUGUGGCAGUAG
Molecule: messenger RNA, 1975 nt
Organism: Ananas comosus (pineapple)
Lineage: Eukaryota; Viridiplantae; Streptophyta; Magnoliopsida; Poales; Bromeliaceae
Product: laccase-25-like
Exons: 7
Coding region: 128-1975 (615 amino acids)
Biological process (GO): lignin catabolic process
Cellular component (GO): apoplast
Molecular function (GO): copper ion binding; hydroquinone:oxygen oxidoreductase activity
Source: RefSeq, a predicted model, not a curated record